UGCUCUCUGAAUAUGUGCUGUACACGCGGGGGUGGGACGACCAACCUAUGUCCGCCCAGCAGAUGGCCACCAUGACUACGCGGGACAGCCUGCUUCGCCAAGUAAAAGCCUGGAUUUACGCCGGAUGGCCGUCGCACCUGCGCCCGGAGCAGCACCAGUUCCUACCGUACUUCAGCCGCAGAUCUACCCCUAUGAAAGAGGGCAAGUCGCCAGCCGAGUUGUUGUUAGGCUUCAGGCCCAGGACAAGGCUAACCGGCUUCUUCCCGAGGGGUGAGGAAGCGCAGCACAGCGUGGUCGAGCCGCAAGCCCCGGCCACGACACCACCGCCAUUUUCGCCAGGAAUGCCGGUCUGGUCACGCCAGUUCCAGCCGAGGCGGAGAUGGCUACCGAGGACUGUGGUCUCCAGUGAGGGUCGGCGCAUGGUCACGCUACGCACACCGGACGGCCAACAGAGACGGCACCUGGACCAGCUGCGACCUCGAGACGCUUCAGGGUCCCCGGAAGGUGCUGACAAGGCACGUCGAGUGGCCGGCCGGUCGGAGGUGGGAGCAAGCCCGCCCAGCACCGACGAAAGAGAGGUCGCCACCAACGGCGAUCCCGAGGUGACGCCCACAGCAGACCCGGUUCCUCUCAGGCGCUCUACGCGCCUGCGGAAGCCGCCGGACCGUUUGAACUUAUAGGGGGGAGGGGAUGCUGUAUCGCCGUACGGCUG
Messenger RNA from Ixodes scapularis (black-legged tick), 712 nucleotides. RefSeq lists its product as uncharacterized. Lineage: Eukaryota; Metazoa; Arthropoda; Arachnida; Ixodida; Ixodidae. The record is from RefSeq and is a predicted model, not a curated record. The transcript has 2 exons. Bases 48 to 680 code for a protein of 210 amino acids.